Molecule: messenger RNA, 1892 nt
Organism: Cuculus canorus (common cuckoo)
Lineage: Eukaryota; Metazoa; Chordata; Aves; Cuculiformes; Cuculidae
Gene: HARS1
Product: histidyl-tRNA synthetase 1
Exons: 13
Coding region: 170-1567 (465 amino acids)
Biological process (GO): mitochondrial translation; histidyl-tRNA aminoacylation
Cellular component (GO): cytoplasm; mitochondrion
Molecular function (GO): identical protein binding; histidine-tRNA ligase activity; ATP binding
Source: RefSeq, a predicted model, not a curated record
ACUUUGUGUUGAGCUGCUCCGAAGGAUGAUGGGUGGUGCUGUCACCUGGUCAUCCCUGUGAGCUGCUCUGAAGGAUGAUGCUGUCACCCAGUCAGCCCUACAAGCUGCUCCGAAGGAUGAUAGACAAUGCAGUCACUCGAUCACAAAGGAGGUGGCGAAGCUGCUGGAGAUGAAGGCACAGCUGGGAGGAGAUGAGAACAAACACAAGUUUGUGCUCAAGACCCCAAAGGGCACGCGGGACUACAGCCCCAAGCAGAUGGCCAUUCGCGAGAGAGUCUUUGACACCAUCAUCACCUGCUUCAAGCGCCACGGAGCAGAAGUCAUCGAUACACCGGUGUUUGAGCUAAAGGAGACGCUGACAGGGAAAUAUGGUGAAGACUCAAAGCUCAUCUAUGAUCUGAAAGACCAAGGGGGAGAGCUGCUGUCGCUGCGCUACGACCUGACAGUGCCCUUCGCUCGCUAUCUGGCAAUGAAUAAGAUUACCAACAUCAAGCGCUACCACAUUGCCAAGGUCUACAGGCGGGACAACCCGGCCAUGACCAGGGGCCGCUACCGAGAGUUCUACCAGUGUGAUUUUGACAUCGCGGGGCAGUUCGACCCAAUGAUUCCCGACGCUGAGUGCCUGAAGAUAGUGCACGAGAUCCUGAGCAACCUGCAACUUGGGGACUUUCUCAUUAAGGUCAAUGACCGGCGCAUCCUCGAUGGGAUGUUUGCGGUUUGCGGAGUCCCAGACAGCAAGUUCCGAACAAUCUGCUCCAGCGUUGACAAACUGGAUAAGAUGCCAUGGGAAGAAGUGCGUAGUGAGAUGGUAGGGGAGAAGGCGCUCUCUCCUGAGGCUGCGGAUCACAUUGGGGAAUAUGUCCAGCUUCACGGUGGGCUGGACCUGGCUGAGCGGCUUCUCCAAGACCCCAAGCUGUCCCAGAACAAGCUGGCCAAGGAGGGGCUGGGGGACCUAAAGCUGCUGUUUGAGUACUUGGCACUGUUUGGCAUCGCAGAGAAGAUCUCCUUCGACCUGAGCCUGGCGCGGGGUCUGGACUAUUACACGGGGGUGAUCUUUGAGGCUGUGCUGCUGCAGCCGGAGAACGACCACAUGGAGGAGCCCGUGGGCGUUGGGAGCGUGGCUGGAGGUGGCCGCUAUGAUGGGCUGGUGGGAAUGUUUGAUCCCAAGGGCCGGAAGGUGCCUUGCGUGGGGGUCAGCAUUGGCAUUGAGCGGAUCUUCUCCAUCCUGGAGCAGAGAGUUGAGGCCUCUCAGGAAAAGAUCAGGACAACAGAGACACAGGUGCUGGUGGCCUCUGCCCAAAAGAAGCUUCUUGAGGAGCGUCUGAAACUCGUCUCUGAGCUGUGGGAUGCUGGAAUCAAGGCAGAGGUGCUGUACAAGAAGAAUCCCAAGCUGCUGAACCAGCUCCAGUACUGCGAGGACGCAGGGAUCCCCCUCGUCGCCAUCGUGGGAGAGCAGGAGCUCAAGGACGGAGUCGUCAAACUGCGGGAUGUGGCAACCCGGGAGGAGGUCAACAUUCGCAGGGAGAGCCUGGUGGAGGAGAUCAGGAUGCGAACGAGCCAGCCUUAAACCUCUUCUGGACGCCUCUCCGCCUGUGGUGGAUUCUGCCCUGCAGAUUUCCUCCUGGAAUUGCCUUGGCCAGGCUGUCUCGCAGUGUGGUCGGGGGCUUUUCCAAGCUGUAUUUAUUGUCUGUGCCCUCCCUUUCCCGUUGGGAGCAGAGAGGCUGCAUGCCCUUACAAGUCUGUCGCUGGAAGACGCUUCAGAAGCGGCUCUGGCAAACGCGGGCUCCGUCGCUGCCCCAUGGAGCUGCCGGGGCCUCGGCUGCAGCAUCCCAUUCCUGUCACUUUGAACGAGCGUUAUGCCCUGUCCCUGCUCCAGAGCUGACCUCAAUGGA